UUUCAGUCGGGCAGAUAAAUGGACAACCUGUGAUGCGGUCCUAUUUGCUAAGAAGAUGUAGCUAACAGAGAGAUUGAUCGAUAUCAAUGUGAACAUUUUCUUCAAGACUUCCAGUAGGCCAAGAGGAAGAGGCUCUGUUAUGUUCUGGGAUUGCUUUGCUGCAAUCUGGGCUGAGUACAAGGAAAUCUCCACAGGCAAUUAAGGCACUCUGGAGCGCAAUAUGCUGCUCGGUGUCAGAAAGCUUGGUCUCUGGGGGCCCUGUAACUGGAUAAAGACCCAAGAAAGAAACCUUUUACCUACUGUGAAACAUGGAAGAGGCUCAGUUAUGUUUCUGGGGCUGCUUUGCUCCAUCUGGCAUAAGGUGUUCAGGAAAAUCUGAAGACUAUCAAGGUGAAUAGGUGAAUUUGUGAAUGCCAAACCACAAAUAUGCAGGGGUCUAAUGGACGCUUCCCCUAAUAAUUAAAGAGUUGAAACCUUACAUGUAUUCACAACUAUAAUUCCAAAACACUUUAAUAUCAUUUCAAACUCAUUUAACAACAUUGAACUUAAAAAAAAAAAAAAAACAGCUUGCAGAUUUGAUUUAAAAGUGCGAGGACGUUGGCGUGUAAACUGUAAAUUAGCAACUCAUAAACAAACUAAUUACUACAUUCUUAUUAGCCGUUUUAUUACGUUUUUGACUCAGUGAUACAUACACACACUCGCUUUAUAAAUACAUAUACAGUAUAUUGCAAAUGCAAGCGGAAAAGCAAAGGGAUGCACUGCGGUUAUCUGCACAAAUGUCCUUUUUCAAGUCAUAAAAGUUGCUGAUUCAUCAAGUUUCUCCAUGUCAAAAGUCUAUCAACAGCGCGUGCUGUCGCCCCGUGCUGGCUCGCACGGGGCUCAUUUCCCACACAAAUCAGCGUUUACGCAACCGUGUGCGUCCCCCCCCGGCCCGCCUGGAAGCUGCGCGGUCCGCCUGCUUGUGGCCAGUUAGUUAGUUCACCUCUCGCCGGGGAGGUGCUGCAGCCUCACUCCUCUGCACCCUGGUGUGUGCGCACACUACAGCUGGACUCUUCGCUCCGCGCACUCUCCUCCUCUGCACUCCCCUCCCUUUUUACGCAAGUGAUCGCAACAAGCGAGGGCUCGCGAAUGGAGGCGGGACUCUGUUUAUUUUUCUCUCUUUGGGCAAUGAUGGAGCGUUAAGAGGAAGCCGUUUUUAACAGCGCACACACUGGGCAGCGCUCAACAACAUGCGGGGCGCGCGGUCUUUACGCCGUGCCUGUGGAUCGCUCUCGGCCGUGGAUGCUUGACUGUACACAGUGGAGCAGGAGGGGGAUCCCGCCUAGAUGGAAGGACUUCGUAUGGACAAAUGUGAAUUAACUUGGCAAGCCAUGGAGAGACUUGCCUUAAAAGGACCCAGCGCCCAUCUUUAGGCUCUUUUGGGUGGACUUUUUUAAAACCGUCACAAGGCUUUUGGGUCUUCUCCGUCGCCAUGGCCGAGAAGCUGGGACCCGCCGGGCUCAAGCCCGCCAACGUCCUACCCCUUCCCUCCGUGCCGCCGGAACCCAUCGACAUCAUCCGCACUAAAGCCCGCUCGCGCCGGGUCCGCCUGAAUGUCGGGGGCCUAAACCACGAGGUCCUGUGGCGGACUCUGGACAGGCUGCCGAGGACCCGCCUCGGCAAGCUGCGGGACUGCAACACGCAUGAGUCCCUGAUGGAGGUGUGCGAUGACUACAGCCUAAACGAGAACGAGUACUUCUUUGACCGCCACCCAGGGGCUUUCACAUCUAUCCUGAAUUUUUACCGCACGGGCAAGCUGCACAUGAUGGAGGAAAUGUGCGCCCUUUCCUUCGGGCAGGAGUUGGACUUCUGGGGGAUUGAUGAGAUCUACCUGGAGUCCUGCUGCCAGGCUCGCUACCACCAGAAAAAGGAGCAGAUGAACGAGGAGCUGCGAAGGGAGGCGGAGACCAUGAGGGAACGUGAGGGAGACAGCGAGUUCGACAACACUUGCUGCGCAGAGAAGAGGAAGAAGCUGUGGAAUCUCCUGGAGAAGCCUGGCUCCUCUGUGGCUGCCAAGAUUCUGGCCAUUAUAUCUAUCCUGUUCAUCGUCCUCUCCACCAUCGCGCUGUCACUCAACACCUUACCACAGCUUCAGGUGACGGAUGAGUUUGGCCACGCCAACGACAACCCUCAGCUGGCACACGUGGAAGCCGUGUGUAUCGCUUGGUUCACCAUGGAGUACCUGCUGCGCUUCCUCUCCUCGCCCAACAAGUGGAAGUUCUUCAAGGGUCCACUCAACGUCAUAGACCUGUUGGCCAUCCUCCCCUACUACGUUACCAUCUUCCUGACUGAGUCCAACAAGAGUGUGCUCAAGUUCCAGAAUGUGCGGCGUGUGGUGCAGAUAUUCCGGAUCAUGAGGAUACUGAGGAUCCUCAAGUUGGCCAGGCACUCCACGGGGCUUCAGUCUCUGGGUUUCACACUAAGACGGAGCUACAACGAGCUGGGGUUACUCAUUUUGUUCCUAGCCAUGGGUAUCAUGAUCUUCUCCAGCUUGGUCUUCUUCGCCGAGAAGGACGAGGACGCCACCAAGUUCACCAGCAUCCCCGCCUCGUUCUGGUGGGCUACCAUAACUAUGACCACAGUGGGCUACGGGGACAUUUACCCGCGGACGUUACCUGGAAAGAUCGUCGGGGGUCUCUGCUGCAUCGCAGGGGUGCUGGUCAUCGCCCUCCCUAUUCCCAUCAUUGUCAACAACUUCUCCGAGUUCUACAAGGAGCAGAAGAGGCAGGAGAAGGCCAUCAAGAGGCGGGAGGCAUUGGAGAGAGCCAAGCGCAACGGCAGCAUCGUGUCUAUGAACCUCAAAGACGCCUUCGCCCGGAGCAUGGAGCUCAUGGAUGUCAUGGUUGAUAAAGGAGAGGAUACAACCUCCCUGGACAACCACCUGUCACCACGCCGCUGGGGAGGCUCCACCAGGUCGGCCGGCACGGAAAGCAACCUCAACUUGCCAGAUAAGAGGACCCCGGAGAAUACAGUGGGUCCGCCGAAUUCCCCCCACCGGAUCACCAUCGGCACCACCGGGAGUCCACAGUGGACAAGUAGAACCCCGCAGCACCUCAACGUCCAGAAGCUGGAGGAGCUGUACAACCAGAUGACCAAGUCGCAGUCCUUCACCAACCUCCACACGGCCAGCUCCAUGAGCACGCUGAGCACCACCAUUGCCGGCCCGGGCUCGCCUAAGAGAUCCCACAGCCCCGAGACCACACUGAAGGAAGAGCUGGAGAUGAAAGAGGUGGAUGGAGCCAAGACCAGACACCUGCAGGUGCCUUCGCCUCUCCAUCUUACCUCGGUUCAGCUUUCUAAAGACAACAUCCUCAAAGACGGCUUCUAUCAAUCUGUCAACCGGGGUGAUGGCUCGGAACUCCGUAUAGAUGAAGAUGAGAGUUUCAGUAGCGCCGUGGAGAACAUACAAAAAUCUCUUCGCGGGAACAACCCUCUUAAAAUCAAGGCGGGAAAGACAUCCACAGAGGGCCCGCCGACGCCGCCCAGCACCUCGUCUCCUGGAGACAUCAGCUCCAGCAUCUUGGAGGAAGAGUCGCCAGAGGGGGAGACGUCGCCUCUAAUGGCCAGCUCGGAGGCUCUCAUCCGGGCCGCAGAGGACGACCACAUGGCAGAGGAGGCCGGCCCGUUGGUGGACACCCCGCCCGGCGAUGAGGGCCCAUCCUCGGAGAAGCGCCUGAUGGACGUGGCCGGCGCUACAGGCGUGCCCCAAUCGCCCAGGAGCACGACACAAAACUGUAGCCAGGGUGUGGUCGGGGCCGGUGAGGGGGAGGCCGACCAAAACGGACACAAAGUGGAAAACCACAUCUUCACAUCUGACAUCCACCUGAUACCCGGAGACAGCGGGCUCUCGCCCACCUGCGAGACAAGCAUGUGACUGCGAGAAAGUCCCUUGAAAGAUGUUUUUGCAUGGCAUAGCAAGUCCCUUUUCCGACAAGAAGCCGCUGUCCAGAACGAUUCCGUCCACCAAUUCGUCCACCGGUGGAAACAGUUUCCCGUUGUACAUAAAAGACUUGGAAAAAAAAACUUCAUUUUCCAAUGCGCAGAUGAACUGAUCUGUAAAUUAGCAUGCUUUUCAAUUAAAGAAAGACUCAUCUUUUUCGGUGCUUUGUUUGCUAUGUAAAUACUCGGACAUGAAAGGCAAAGACAUUGCACGUGACAAGAAAAAAGAAAGAAAGAACGGUACCGUUGUUAGCAAUGUGAAAAACGGCAGAACAACCAUUGUAGCGACCUAUUUAUUAAAAAUAACAUAUCAUUCAUUACCUUUUGUGGAAAAUGCAAAGUGUUCCUGUGAUGAUCCUGUAGUUUUUUUUUUUGGUGUGUAAAGUUCUUCAAGUUUAAGUUCUGCUAUUCAAUCACUGAAUUAAGGAGUUAGCAAAAGAACAAUCCAGUGUUUGGAAAAAAAAAAGUAUAUAUCAAAAACAUACUGUAAUUGGAACGGACACAUCAGCUUUUGGGGAGCUGGUGGUUUACUUGUUAGCACAGUUGUUUCACAAUUUGGAGGUUGUAAGUUUGAGUCUCACAAAAAUAAGAGCUUACAAAACCAAAUAAUGCAAGUGAAAUAUAUUCAUUUUUAUCUCAAAAUAACUGAAUUUCCCUGUAAAUCCAAAACACAAUCAAAGUGUGAUCAAAACUUGAUCUGAUCUUUUUUUUUUUUUUUUUUUUUUGGUCUUCAACUACAAUUUUUUUCCACACAAACAAAAUUUACUGCCUGGAUUCAGCACCAUAAAAAAAAACAUCAGGACUCGCACUAGCCGUGCACAUCCUUUUAUUGCCGGAGAUAAAUCUCAUGUACUCUCCAGCGUAUUUACCUUUUAAAAGUUAUUGUUAAAUAAAAUAGUUCUAGAUUGGUUGUAGGAUUUUUAAACAAUAGCUAAUAAUUCAACAGUAGAUUGAGAGCCAUAACAUAUUCAGAAUAUUUAUGAAUUAAAUAUGCUAUAUGCUUUACAGUCUAAAUUAAUCUAGUUUGGCAAUUAAAGUAUAAAUAUUCCUAUAGACAUCAAUGGACCAAAUCAAGCAUACAGAUGAGCUUGCGUCUAAUACACUAAUAGAGUAUAUCACAUGUAAUUAUGGCGGUGUAGCUAUAAUUUUAUUUAACCCUUCUGUUUAUGUUGUGGUUCAAAUUGACCCAUUUUAAAAUCGUAAGUUUUAGGUAUGAAACUUCUGCUUGGCUUAAUGAAAUAUUAACAAUGUUUAUUUGUUUUUUUUGGUUUUUUACCCCCACCCACUUUUUUGACACCUUGAUAUUUAGAAGUCGCGGGUCAAACUGACCCAGGGAGAUUAUUUCUGUUCCAGAGAGACAAACAUGACAGGAGGGUUAAAUUUUUAGCUUCCUAAUAAUUGAGUUCACCUUUUUUUCCCCUGUGUGUCUAAAUGUAAUCUAUUGUUUUGUUUUUUGUUUUGUUUUUUAAAAACACUGACAGAGAGCAUCUCUUGUUGCCUUUGAAUUCCAAUUUAUGGCUGGAAUGUUUUUUGACACGUGGCUGGGUGUACCAAAUGCAUGUUUGUAUUCGUCUUUUUAUUUUUGUAUUUAUUUCAAAUUGUCCAUCUGUUUUUGUCGUGAAGAUAGAGGAAGGGAGAGAGGUGCGCGGAAAGUACAAUAUAUAUUGUAUAAUAUACUGUAUAUUAUAUAAUAUAUACACUCUACCGCGUCGACUACUCCAAAAACUAUGCAGGCCAAGAAUUGUGGCACUUUAUUUUCUUCUGUCUAUGGGGAAUUUGUAGUGUACAGACAGACAAAUAACUAUGUAUUUUUCCAAUGUUCUAUCUUUAAUAUGAGGCAAAAACAGAAUUACACAAACACGCAAAAAGAGAAUUUCACAGUAAUGCAAUUGAAGAUUUGAUGUGGCUUGCAUACACAGAUGCAUCUCACUAAAUUGCAGUGUCAUAGAAAACCAUUUAUUACAGUACUUCAAUUGUAAAAGUGAAGCUCGUUUAUUACAUUAACUGGUUACACACGGAGUGAAAUUUAAUAAUUAUUUUCUUCUAAUUAUAAUUGUUUACAAUUUUGCAACCUGGUUGAACAUACCCCUGGUUUUAUUUUACAAUAGUUAUUUUUUUAAAUUGUAUUUAUUUAUUUUUUACAAAAAGCAAUCAAGUAUUUUUUAAAUUGAAAUUAGGUAUUAGGUAAUUGGCCUCCAUGAAACUAUUUUCCGAUGUGUUUAAUGAAUCUGUAUAGUAUGCGAAUUUUGCUUUUUGAACUGAACUACUGAAAUAAAUAUAUUCGAAUGUAAUGACUGUAUAUGUAGUGUUAGGCACCUUAACAAUGCCAGACAGGGGAUCCAAAUUGGGACAAAUAAUGAUUCUAAAACAGACACACUCCAUUUGUGUUUUCUUUCUUUCUUUUUUUUUUUGUGGAGAAAAAAUAUAUUUCUUCUAUUAAAAAUAAAAAGUCUCAAAAUGGAGUAUGACCACAGUUUUGAUGACGCGUGCCUUUUCAUAACCACUUAUGAGAAGGCGGCGGCUCAUUUUUGCAUUGUUAAUGUAAUAUACAUAGAUAUAGAUAAAUUCUAAUUUUAUAGCAGAAAUCAGGUCUUUGUGUAAUGAUACAAUUAAUGCUAUUGAGUUCUCAGGUUUUCUACAACUCUGGAUGUUUUUUUUUUCUUCUUCCUCCCUCUAACGAUGAACAUCAAAGAAAUCCACAUUGAUGUCUAACUGGACACCGCCGAGCGCCUCCGACCUCACUGCGCACCCCCUCGGGAGUGCCGAUCGAUGGGGGGCAUUGAAUAGAUCCUCCCACGUGUGUUGCCUCCAAGUGUUUGUGUGUGUGUGUGUUUGUGUGUGUGUGCGUAAUCCCCUUCAAGACAGUGGAGUAGCGUGGCUCGUCUUUGGUCCCAUUAGGGCCACCAUACCUUACGAUUCGGCACGAAAUAUUGCAACCGCGUCACUUUUGUUGGUCGCAUUACGCAUCACGUUGCCUGCUUGCACACAAACAUCGUGUUAAAUUCUGUCCGGAAGGGGGGGAAAAUACUGUUUUGGGACAUUUUAGCUGACUCUUCUUGGGGGUGCGAAACAAGGACAGUAAAAAAAUAGGGUUUUCAUUCGCUUGAAAUUUUGUGAAGCCCCCCGCCCCCGGCUCCCCAAUUAUCCAAAUUAAGGCAUGUUUACCCCUUUCAUCAUUUUAUUUUUUCCAUUUAAAAUUUUGCGCACCCCCGUAAGUGUGACGCUUUCAACUUCUUACCAAAACAGGCCUCAAGAGGGUGCUGUAAUCCUCAUCACACAUGCAUAUAGUAACUCAACACAGCUUUUCCAAUGCCAAACAUCACAUUUUUGGGUCAUUUUUUUUUUUUUUUUUUGUUACCCCUGAGGGCCACCGUACCUUGGACUAUAGCAGCCCCACGCUACAUGACUGUUUUUCCUCCUCAGCGUCCUCGUUCCCUUCAUACAAGUCUCACGCUAACAUUACCAUGGGUGGUUAUUAUUGUACAUAGCUUGUGUCUUUUAUUUUCUCUGAGAGAAUGGCUCCUGAUUACACACAAACACACAUACGUACAGUUUCUGUACAAAGCAACAUCUUUGUAUGCAUGUUGUAGUCCAUAGGACGAUGUGGCCGCAGAACACUUGUUGUCGUGUCUCCACGUUCCCCCACCACCAUUAAGUCUAUUAGCAUAUGCAGAA
This is a messenger RNA of Phyllopteryx taeniolatus (common seadragon), 7653 nucleotides long. RefSeq names its product potassium voltage-gated channel subfamily B member 2b (gene kcnb2b). Bases 1472 to 3913 code for a protein of 813 amino acids. The record is from RefSeq and is a predicted model, not a curated record. Gene Ontology annotation, biological process: protein homooligomerization; potassium ion transmembrane transport. Gene Ontology annotation, cellular component: voltage-gated potassium channel complex; membrane. The transcript has 4 exons. Gene Ontology annotation, molecular function: delayed rectifier potassium channel activity; protein binding. Lineage: Eukaryota; Metazoa; Chordata; Actinopteri; Syngnathiformes; Syngnathidae.